This is a messenger RNA of Puccinia graminis f. sp. tritici CRL 75-36-700-3, 165 nucleotides long. RefSeq lists its product as uncharacterized. Bases 1 to 165 code for a protein of 54 amino acids. The transcript has a single exon. The record is from RefSeq and is a predicted model, not a curated record. NCBI's taxonomy places the organism in Eukaryota, Fungi, Basidiomycota, Pucciniomycetes, Pucciniales, Pucciniaceae.
AUGAAGCCACAUAUUUUCGAACAGAUCCUAGGCAAAGAGAAUCCCGACGCCGUGCCUGCCGCAGGAAUCGUUGAUUUCUGGUACCCGUUCCUCGAUGCGCCCGAGAAGCCGAGUACCCAGGUUUCAAGUGCAAAUCUUCACCAUUUCGUCUUGCCUGUGUUUUGA